Caenorhabditis elegans is the source of this 1411-nucleotide messenger RNA. RefSeq names its product G-protein coupled receptors family 1 profile domain-containing protein (gene ZK418.7). The transcript is spliced from 7 exons. The coding region runs from base 1 to 1200 and encodes 399 amino acids. Lineage: Eukaryota; Metazoa; Nematoda; Chromadorea; Rhabditida; Rhabditidae. Gene Ontology annotation, cellular component: membrane; plasma membrane. Gene Ontology annotation, molecular function: G protein-coupled receptor activity. Gene Ontology annotation, biological process: signal transduction; G protein-coupled receptor signaling pathway. The record is from RefSeq and is marked reviewed.
AUGGUGGAAGUCAAGAUAUAUUUGUUUUUUUUUUUCAGAUUUCAUUUCGCAGUCCAUUUUCUGUUUGGAGAUGGGAGAAUGAGCGGUCAAUCGGUGCCGCUCAUAUUUUUGAACUGCUCGAGUAUAUUUAUCUUCGGCAAAGAUGAAAAAUACGCGGAAUGUCCCAUCGAAAAUGGAACCGAUCCAUGCUACUUGCUCAAGGAAGUCCACCGAGCGAAGGAAUUCCGUACUUAUUUUCUGGCAAUUCUUCCCAUUAUCUUUUCAGUUAUAGCGUGUCUUCUAAACAUUGGAUAUUUAAUUGCACAAUUGAAAUGUUUUACGCAGGAGAAAACUAGUUUCAAAAAGCGUCAAGUGUUUCUUAUAAGUCGAUCUCUGUCAAUUAUUCUGGCUAAUUUGUUAUUCUACGUGGUUGUUAUCGUUUGGAAAGCCAACGGAUUUGUAUAUACAUCUGCAAUGAUUUUCAUUCUAAUUGGAGGAAUCAACUUUUUAUCAGUAACAGGUACCUACAUCGGUCUCACAAUCCUUCUCUACACAGCAAUUGCACAUCAGUUUUGGUACAUGACAAAACUAACUCUCACACAUUGUUGGCUUAUUAUUGGAUUGAUUUGGCUGCUUUCGGCAGCUUCAUCUAUAUGCAUUGGCCUAUGGGGAGCAACUCUUUUCUACCCAGAAUCUGCUCCAAUAUCCUGUUCAUUUGAGAAAUGCCAACAACCAUUAGCCAUAAUCAUAGUUGUUGGUUUAUCUCUAUGUUAUGGUACAGUAAUUGGUCUUUACAUUGCAAUGAUGGCAAGAUUACAUCGUCUCGUUAGAAAAUCUUCAAUGAUUCAAGCACGAUCAAAUUCAAAUAGUAUGACAGCAAUGAAACGACUUGGAUUGAAUAUGAUCACAUUUGCAAUUGGAAGUAUUCCUAUUCUUAUUGUUUGUAUUGUUGCUCUUGCAAAUCUUCGAGAGUUAUCAUCAUUGGGAGAAGGGAGUAAAGGCCCUUGUAAGACUUUUUUGCACAGUUCUCUCUUUGUUGAAGUGGAAAUCUUGGCAAGUGUCGCUGCAAUUGUUUGGCUAAUUGCAAUGAUAAUCGAUCCAGUUAUAAACAUUUUGGCUGAUAAAAAGAUGCGUGGAUUAUUCGCCAAACAGAUUAACCGGGUCUCACAACGAAUUCGCCGAGCUUCCACAAAAUCCACAAUCUCUACGGAUGAUCAAUAAUUAUUUGAUUCACGCCGUUUAGAAUUUUAAAUCCUCUAUAGAGCUAGUAAUAUUACUACGGGUUCCAUAUUUCACUUUUCUGGUUAUUUUGAAUUGUUGGUUUGCUGGUCUCAUGGUUUAUUGAUAAAUAGUUGCAUUAUUACUGUUGUACAUUUAAAAAAUCUACGUUUUCUUCGAGUAGCAUGUGUGCUCUAUUGAUAAACGUUUGUUU